Molecule: messenger RNA, 1137 nt
Organism: Trichoplax adhaerens
Lineage: Eukaryota; Metazoa; Placozoa; Uniplacotomia; Trichoplacea; Trichoplacidae
Exons: 1
Coding region: 1-1137 (378 amino acids)
Biological process (GO): regulation of GTPase activity
Source: RefSeq, a predicted model, not a curated record
AUGGCGGCGAUUCGGUUACAAAAACUUCAAGAAAAGUUAAAAUCAGAACACUCUUUUAUUACUAGUGAAAAAGACAAUAUUCAUCAACUGAAUCAACUUAUAAGGCAAAAAGCAGAUCAAUUAUGCCAACAAUCAUGGAUCACUAAGGAACAUUGGCUCAAUAUUGAACGUAUCUUAUCCGUUGGCAGUGAAUUAACACCAUCGCAAUGUUAUCAUUUAGCUAAUCUACUUGAUGCUUCACAAUUUAUUGAUGGGUAUAAAAGUUUAGGCGUUAACGAGACUAAAUACAGUGAAUUUCUGUAUCAGUUGCGCCAGAAUCCUCGGUUAUGUGCUCGUAUUUUGGCCGGUUGUGAUCGCUUAGGCUAUGACACAUUGCACUUAGCGACGUUACUUUUCCACGUUGUUUUCGCUGAUUGUGUCUACUUCGAAGACGAAAAAAUUGCUUUACAAACAUUAAAAUUCUUAAUUGACUACCAAAUUCUCCCGAAUGAUCAUUUAGAAGUCUACUUUCAAGGUGGUGAUUACGCAUUUACCAUUUUAUUUAAGCAAUUUGUUGCUGGUGUAAAUGCUUCCAAGAUCUAUCUUAAAGCCGCAUUACAAGAAUCGACCAGACAAUUGUUAAUCGAAGAUGAUACUUACAUCGAAUAUGAGCCUGACAAAGUACUAUAUCGUAUGAGUGAGCAAGAGAAAUUAAAAUUAUUCGGUGAACCUGGUACUCCUAAAGCUGAAACAUCAAUGAGUAAUUAUUUGGAUAAUUGCCGCAAACGAUUAGUCCUUAUCUGUAAAACAUUCCUACACAACUUAAAGCAAAGAAUGUACUGCUUUCCUGGUAAUAUUAAAUGGUUAAUGUCUCAUUUAUAUAAUUCUCUCAAAUCCCUCCGCUGCUUGGAACCAAAUCAGAUCAAGUCGAUGCUAAUUGACUUUUUACUAAACUUCUACGUUUGCCCUGCUAUUGUCAACCCUGAACGCUACGGAAUAGUAGGCGAUGCAAGUAUAAGUGAUAUAGCACGCUUUAACAUGUCACAAGUAGCUAAAGUUAUGCGCUUUUUAUCCUUUGCUGAUUGUGGUAAGAAACCUCCUUUACACGAUAACAUUUAUAACUACUUCGAACUGGUAUGUACGACAAUGGAAACAUAA